AUAACCUUCACCUAAUUUAUCAUGGCAAGUCAAAUCCCGUUCGCUGUUAAAACUCACAAGCAAAAAGUAUUAAGCCUUUACAAAAGGAUAAUAAGGAAUUUAGAAUCAUGGUAUUAUUACAGGCCAGUGUUCAGAUAUCAGGCUACUCUUAUGAGGGCUCGAUUUGAGGAAAAUAAGAAUAUAAAAGAUGAGGUGAAAGCUGCUCAGUUAGUAAAGGAAGCUGAAGAAGAACUUAGGAUGAAAAUGCAUUAUCAGCCAAAGAUGUUUCCUAAGACUAUUGGAGGCAACGCUUAUGAUAGAGAUCCUCACAUUCCAGACUGGGUCUUAGACUACUGGCAUCCACUGGAGAAAGCUCAGUUUCCUGAAUAUUUCAAAAGAAGGGAAGAACGAAAACUAGAGUAUGUAAAGAUGUGGGAACGCCAAUAUGGGCCACAAAACCAUAAUGAUAAUGUUCAUUAACCAUGUUUCUAGCAUUGUUUGAUAAAUUAGGAAUACCAUAAACUUUUGUGAUCACAUUAGAACUGUCAAUAAAUUAAGUAUUGAUCAUGUACACAUAGCAAGGCAUGAACAAUAUUAGCUAAUUCAAUUUUUAAUAAAUGUGAAUUGUAAGUACUGUUUGCCUUAUUGCCUGUUUCAUCUUAUAAUAAGAUAAAAUAAAUUAUUAACAUUUUUUAAAAACGUAAAUGUGCUGUUCAUUCUUUUUGUUUUUCCUGAUGCUAUUCAGAUUGGAGAAUACACAUUUAACAACGUAAAUAGUUUUGUAUAUCUAGGGUCUCUAGUUUGUGCAGACUAGUGGUGGUAUGCAUAGUUGUCCCUUAUACUCCACUAUUUCCUUAUUGUCUCUAAAAGGCUGGUGGUCAGACUCCACUCCUUCAACUUUCCUUCCACUGUAUGGAACAUUCAGGGCCCUUCAUCAUUCCUAAAACUCCCCUUUACUCACUUUAACUUAUAUUUAACUGAUAGAAAAUGUAAUUAUCGUGUUAUUAUUAUGCAUAGUCGUCCCUUAUAAUCCACUAUUC
Molecule: messenger RNA, 1019 nt
Organism: Nezara viridula (southern green stink bug)
Lineage: Eukaryota; Metazoa; Arthropoda; Insecta; Hemiptera; Pentatomidae
Source: the annotation of a GenBank genome assembly